Naegleria lovaniensis is the source of this 1854-nucleotide messenger RNA. RefSeq lists its product as uncharacterized. The transcript has a single exon. Lineage: Eukaryota; Heterolobosea; Eutetramitea; Acrasida; Naegleriidae. The record is from RefSeq and is a predicted model, not a curated record. The coding region runs from base 1 to 1854 and encodes 617 amino acids.
AUGUCGCAACAACAUGAUCACACUAUAUCAUCAGAAUGGAUGGAUCAUUCACUCACUACUCCAUUAUUGGUCCAACUCCCACAUGAAAUGAUGGAAUUAAUCUUUGAUUAUUUGAACAUUUCCGAGGGUUGUAAUACGAUGAGACUCUUGAACCGAACCAUUUCUUCUCAAUUUUUACAUUAUUUCCGACGAAUACUGAGAGAGAGAUGGGAAGAUGAGAAUAUGGUGAGUCUUUAUCCUUUGAAUGAACCUCCAGUCUCUCCCGAGAUGAUUUCUCAAACCGAGAAGAAAUUUAAAAUCAUCAUUCCGUUCGUGUUGAAGGAAUUAUUAAUGAUCACGAACGGAAGUAGAAAGCCAAAUAGAUUCCAUCUAUUACCGAUUGAGAAUUGGUAUGAAAGAGGUUAUGGAGUGGUAUUUGCUAAGGACUAUGUCAUUGUAUCGGAUGGAACUUCAAGUCAUAUCUUGGUUCAUGACUAUGAUGAGUUUUAUUCAUGGACCAAUUUUUGGAAUGUGUUGUUUCAUUCAGAUCUGAGUACGAGCUCGGUGGAUGUUAAAAAGCUGCCUGAAAAGAAGUAUUUUGAAUAUAAUGGCUUUGAUUGGUAUGACAUGCGGGAAGUUCAUUUGAAAACGAUACCCAAGUUUUACUUGAAUUUCUUGCAAUGUAUGGUAGAUCCAAAACGUAGUGAACUGAGAUAUAAUGCUCAAACAGUCAUUGAUUGUUUGAAUUCUGAAUUUUUACAAGAUGAAAAAUUUGCAUGUCGGGUCGCUUCACUUUACUACAAACUGGUUCGACAUUUUCCUUCACACUUGUUGGAUGAUAAAAGUUAUUGCAAAAAAUUGGUCACUGUACAAGGAAAAGUCCUCAAGUAUUGUCCAAAGUUUGCAAUCGACAGAGAAAUUGUAUUGGCUGCUGUGAAAAGCAACGGAUUUGCACUGAAAUAUGCACCUACAUUUCAAAGCGAUUCAGAAAUAGUGUCUGUUGCGCUCAACACAAGCCCUCAUGUUUUGCAUCACGUCUCCAAAUUGACACCAAACUACAAGCAAUAUGUUUUGGAGGCUUUGAGGAAGAACAAAUUCGACACGGUACCAAAAUUUUUCACUGAACCAAUGGCACAAAGUAAGGACUAUGUGGAAGCACUCUUAGAAAAAAGUCCUAAAUUGUUGAAGUUAAUGCCAAAGGUUUGGUUUAACACUCAAUUUUUUCUUAAAUUGAUGAAAAAGAAUUCAAAAUGUUGUAAAUAUAUUUUGCAACAAACAACAUCGCUCGAUAAGAGAGUAAUUAAGGCUGCACUACAAUUGGAACCUGGUUCAUUUAUUUACCUUUCUGAGAAGCACCAACGUGAUAGGGAGUUAUUGAACUUGGCGUUUGGAUGUAAUAUUAGUAUGAAUUCAGAAAAUAACACCAUUUCAAAGGAAGGUUUGAAACAAAUUUUGAAAGCUAUUGAGAAAGCGCCGAAAUUACUAAGAGUGGUCUGUUUCAAGCAUGACUACUUGCCACUGCCCAUGGAGGAUCAAGAGCUAGUGAUGGAUUUCUUGCAACAAGCUUGUCAAAAGUCUCUUUCACAAAAUGGUUCACUGUUGCGCCACUGUCUUGGACAUGACUCCUUAUUAGACACAAACCAACAAUUGCAAUUGCUUGCAGCUGAGACAGCUUGUAGACAAAAUCCGGAGUGUCUGCAACAUGUUUAUUGCGAAUACACGGAGCUUUUUCCUCAGUUAUUGGAACUUGAAUCUACUGCACAUUGCAAAGAUGCACCCUACUUUGGGUACCACUACGAACCAAAAGACAAGGCAGCUUUAAUGAAAAACAUACGAGCCACCCAAAUAGCCAUAAUCAAGAGAAAUAAUCCAUAA